UGAACGAAAGCGACUCAUCCCAGGUGUGCUUCUUGCAGGUUGACCACACACACAACAACAUAACGUUAUGUUAGGUAGGUGACGCGUAAUCUGCGGGACAGGCAGCUCAUGAGACACCGGCCGCUGAGACCGAAGGAAGACGCGACUCUGUAGUCCCUCUGAAGUUAGUCCAUGAAUAAGGUGGAAGAUGUCCGGUGCGGCGCUGCGGUUGAUCCGCUGUCGGAGGCUGAGCACAGCUGGGCCGCCUGGAGUGAGGAAAGUGCUCCAGUGGAAACAUUUAAGAAAGGUGGCUAAAGUGACUGGAGCAGUGGUCUCUGGGGGCUGCCUUUUUAUCACCUACGAAGUGGCGGCCUUGAACAAGGCUGUGACCAUUGACACCAGUGCAAUUCUUCAGGAGAAGUACAAGUCUUACAUCUAUCUGAAGGCCACUCCCUCCGAUGAAAAGGAGAACCUUGCCACAGGUCUUACACACAAAGCAAGGAGGGAACUUCAUAAAGCAGCAAGGCGGUUCAUGGAAGUAUCAUCUAGGGUUUUGCUGCAAUCACUAGACGAGCACUUCAGCCAUGUUGAUGCAGACCCACAUGAAGUGGCCUUAUGGGUCUUGUUGAAGAGGACAAUGUCGGCUGAUAAAGCCAUCAGACUACAAGCCGUUCAGGAGCUGGCAGAACAUCACCACUGGCACGACUACCAAUACCAGACAGCCGCCCAGGUGAUAGACCAGCGAACAGCAGUGGGCCUGGCCCGGAUUCCUCAAGUAGACCUUCGAUUCUUCCUGCGCUCACCUGCACUGCCCGCCCUAGGGGAUUGUUUGUCGGCAGAGGACGGACUUAGGCAGCUGCUGGCCUCUCUGCCUCAGUCUGAGGUGGAUAAAUGUGUUCAGUACUUCACUUCGCUGGCCCUCCGAGAGAGCACCCAGUCCUUGGCAGCUCAACGGGGUGGUCUGUGGUGUUUUGGAGGUAAUGGGCUGCCAUACGCCCAGAGCCUCACCUCUGUUCCCUCUGAGAAGGUGGAAUCCUUCUGUCUACAGGCACUCGUACAGCACUCAAAGGUCCAGAGCCACUGUGACCACAUAGUUGCCAACGGUGGGCUGCAGCUCCUCCAGAGGGUUUAUCUGCUCCGCAGAGACUCUCUAAAGAUCCAGAGGAACAUUGUUCGUAUCAUAGGAAACUUGGCGCUCAAUGAGAGUGUUCACCAGGCCAUAUCCCAGUCUGGCUGGAUCUCGGCCCUCGCUGAGAUGACGCAGUCUCCUCAUGUCAUGCAGGCGUCUCAUGCCGCUCGCGCUCUGGCCAACCUGGAUAGAGAGACAGUAAAAGAGAAGUACCAAGACGGCGUUUAUAUCCUCCACCCACAAACACGUAGCAACCAGCCAAUUAAAGCAGACGUUCUCUUCAUCCAUGGGAUUCUUGGGGCAGCUUUUAAGACUUGGAGGCAGAAGGACCGCGAGUUGUCGGAGGAGGAGAAGGAAGCAGAAAGCAGGGAGGACUACACAGAAUGUUGGCCAAAGUCCUGGUUGGCUGCCGACUGUCCAAAUCUGAGAGUACUAUCAGUGGAGUAUGACAGUCACCUCAGUGACUGGAUGGCCAAGUGUCCUGCAGAGAAUCAGAGGAAGUCCUUGGCUUACAGAAGUCGAGAGCUACUAAAGAAGUUAAAACUUGCAGGAGUUGGAGAGAGGCCCGUGGUCUGGGUAGCUCACAGUAUGGGAGGAUUGCUUGUGAAGAAAAUGCUGCUGGACGCCUCAGAAGACCCAGAAAUGCACGGGCUGUUGAAUAACACGAAGGGCAUUAUGUUCUAUAGUGUCCCUCACCGUGGCACCUUCAUGGCAGAGUACUCUGUCAGUGUCCGAUAUCUUCUCUUUCCCUCUGUAGAAGUCAGAGAACUCUGUAAAGACUCACCGGCACUGCGCGACCUCAAUGAGAACUUCCUGAACAUUGCCAAAGAAAAGGAAUUCCAGGUGCUGAGCUUUGCAGAGACGCUGCCAACAAACAUUGGUCCCAUGAUCAAGAUACUGGUUGUACCAACGCAGUCAGCAAAUCUUGGCAUUGGGGAGCUCAUCGAGGUGGACGUAGAUCAUCUCAACAUCUGCAAGCCAGAGAAGAAGGACUCAUUUCUUUACAAGCGCAGCCUUCAGUUCAUCCUGGAAGCAUUGCAGAGCUACAUCAGUCACUGAUGGAAAUACAUCAACAUAACACACUGACAAAAACCUACUAAUAACUUGAAAUGGGGGGGACCACUGUCACCCAUCUCCCAAAAAACUAUAUGAAAACCUAACUGCCUAUCCUUAAUGUCCACUUGUAUAAAAAAAACAAAUGUGACAUUUGUGAUAUUUUUUUACAAAAAGAUUGCGGUGUCAAUAGUCAUCCUUCUAGGUCCCUCUCAUCUGUGAGUCAGAAUUUUAAAGAACACUCGCAUUUUUUAGUUUUUAUUUUGUAAUGUAUGUAUUUUAUUCUAACGACAGUAUUUCAGUCAUAGUGUGCCAGACUUAUUCCUUCCUGAACUUUACCUCAAAUGGACCUGCAUUAAUAUAAUUUGGGUUGCUUUAUUUUUUGUACAGGACAAACAAAACGAUGGAUUAUAAAUCACAAUGUGUUUGUAGUCCUGAUUGCCCCUGGCAAUGCUUACAAUGAAUAAAUGCGUGAAGUUGGA
Pungitius pungitius (ninespine stickleback) is the source of this 2643-nucleotide messenger RNA. RefSeq names its product serine active site containing 1 (gene serac1). NCBI's taxonomy places the organism in Eukaryota, Metazoa, Chordata, Actinopteri, Perciformes, Gasterosteidae. The transcript is spliced from 17 exons. The coding region runs from base 188 to 2167 and encodes 659 amino acids. The record is from RefSeq and is a predicted model, not a curated record.